Larimichthys crocea (large yellow croaker) is the source of this 4083-nucleotide messenger RNA. RefSeq names its product golgin subfamily A member 7B. The transcript has 6 exons. The record is from RefSeq and is a predicted model, not a curated record. The coding region runs from base 116 to 817 and encodes 233 amino acids. Gene Ontology annotation, cellular component: palmitoyltransferase complex. Gene Ontology annotation, biological process: protein targeting to membrane; peptidyl-L-cysteine S-palmitoylation. NCBI's taxonomy places the organism in Eukaryota, Metazoa, Chordata, Actinopteri, Sciaenidae.
UGCUGUGGAAAAGGUCUAUAAAGCUAUUUUUUAACAUAAAUAGAAGCAGUACAAUGUGCAUAUGAUCAAAACAUUAAUUUCUGUCUGAAAUAAGCAGCUGUUUUACCAUCCUGUCAUGAAGCUCUUGCCUUUAGCUCAUGUAAUUAGCAUACCCACCCCCCUCACAGGCGUGCGCGCGAGACUCCACGCGUGCCCGCAUGCAUGCACGCACGCACGCACGCGAGCUCGUGCCUCCAGCUCUCCUGCCAGGCUCUACAGUCGCGUUGUCCCACACAGCUCGAGCACAAACGGCUGUCGAUUUCAGCACGGGACAGAUCCUGCACCCUUUCACUGCAAUAUGGCGACAGAGUUCCAUAACCUUCAGGAGCUGAGGCACAGCGCAUCGCUGGUCACAAAGGUGUUUAUACAGAGAGAUUACACCGACGGAACCGUCUGCCGCUUCCUGACCAAGUUCCCCUCAGAGCUCGACAACAGGAUUGAGCGAACAUUGCUUGAGGAGACAGUGAAGACCCUGAACUCAUACUAUGUGGAGGCAGAAAAAAUCGGAGGUCAGUCGUACUUGGAAGGAUGUCUGGCUUGUGCUACAGCUUAUAUCAUCUUCCUCUGCAUGGAGACUCGCUAUGAAAAGGUGCUGAAGAAGAUAUCAUGCUACAUCCAGGAGCAGAAUGAGAAGAUCUACGCUCCUAGAGGUCUGCUGCUCACAGACCCCAUAGAGAGAGGAAUGAGAGUUCUAGAGAUCAGUGUGUUUGAAGACCGGGGCUCGGGCAGCUCCAGUCCCAGCAGCAGCAUUUCAUCGGCAGGCAGCAGCGCUCGGUGACUGGAGGGGCAGCGCCAGGCUUACGGGUACCACCACAGGGGCAGCGGGACACUUACCAACAUCCGCAUGCUGAAACAUGAGAGCACCAGGUUCUAAGACAAGUGGAGAAAAAAAGGCGAGGAGGUGAUCCACAGCAUUCACACUCUCCCUGCUGAGGCCCACGACGUACCACCUCGGGGGAACGGGAGCUGGCUUACACAAACACUGGAUACGCAACAGAAUAAACACAAGGGCAACAGAACCCACACAGAGGCAGUAGACACAUGUAGAAGCCAAUAUCCAGAGUGUCUGUAAGGGAAGGAUCUUUCACUCCAGCAGCUACCCAAACCAAAAUAAUCAUAAUUUCUUUUGUUCCAAUUUUUCCAUUCACAUUUUCUCUCAUUCCAUCACGUCUGUUUCCAUGACUCACACCAUCCCUGUCAUAUAGUUGAUUCAGCAGGCUUAGCCUUGAUUAGACUGGACGUCAGUGCUUGAUUGUUUUCAGGGGGGUCACUGUCACUAUGUCUAUCUGCUGACGUCUACUGUAGUCUGUGCAGCAGCUCUGAAAUCUGGAAGGAGGAAAACUACCAGCCUCCAGGGAGACUUGGUGUUCUCCGAUCUCGCUGAAUGAUUGCAUUCAUGUCAGGUGGGCUAGGGUCAAGCUGCUUUGAAUGCUGGCAAAUUGGGCCUGCUGUGGGACCGCUUAGUUCUAUGCUGUGUUCACAUGCAUUUGGCUUCAGUAUCAAACAGCUAACAGAGAGCACCUUGGAUUAUUUAUCCUUCUCAUUCAUUGCAGUGGAUACUGGUGAUCCACAACACAGCUGUAGGUCACCACACUCCUACGCACGCACCCACACAUGCAUGCGUACAACCGUGCCCAAGUACUCAAACAGACACAUAUUAGUAAGAGUCAUGCACACACAUGGAUAUACACAUACGCACAAUUGUGGCUAGUUGCCAUACGUUCCUGCACACACACACAGAUUUUGGCAGAAUUAUGGCAGACAAUAUUCUCUGUGGUCUCAGCUCAUUGGGAACGCAAGCAAACCCAGGUCCUGUAAGACCGUGCUAGUUUCCCUGGUUUGUGGUGUGUUGUGGGUGUGCGUGUGUCUGUGCCAUCAGUCCCAGCUAGUGUGAGAUGAAAGCUUGCCGAUUAUUAAGCAAACGUCAAAGAACAAGGAUUAGUGCCCUGAAUGAGAACCAAACACACAUUGGACACAUUCUGUUUGAUGUUUGGCAGUACAGGUGUCGAUGGUGGUGUAGGAAAAUCAGUUCACCUCUCUACCUGAAUCUCUUUUAGUCUAUCUGAAGAUUAUUUUAAUAAAAUAUAGAUUUAAGUAUUUAAUACAGACACACACAAAACAGCAAUAAGAAAUGAAAAGUUUCUCUGCAGCCUUUCAGUUCAGUGCCAUCUGUCAGUUUUGUAUUAUAAAAAUGACAGGGGUCAGUUUAAAUGUCAUUUUGUGAGUGAAACAGUUGUAGCUCCCUCUAGGGUAAGACUGAGGAAGUCCUGACAAUAUGAUUGAAACAUCUUUUAAUGACAGGAUAUAAUUAUCUAACGCCACUUAUUCACAGAGUGCAGUGUGCAGGUACCUUAUUAAUACAAUAUCUUACAUUCACACAAGGCAAUUUAGCCCGUGGAGCAUAAAUUAUCUUUUUCUGUGGGAGAUAAUGCAUCUUGUCUGACUAACAUGCAUGUGUGUGUGAGGAGGCUGAUGAGAUAAAAGAUGAUCAUUAUGUCACAAAGAUGUUGAUGCCAGUCGACAGGACACCCACAUAAUUUCUAACAAAAGACAAGAACUCCUGAAAAAACAUAAGCCAUUUCCAUGUCUGCAUAUUUUAUUUAUGUUACCACAGUUUCUGUCUUCUUUCUUUAACCAUUUUCUGUUUUGUUUUCUUUAAACUCAACUCUUAACACGAUCUCUUCAUUAACUCUGGGAGCGUAGCCCUUUGCCUCUUUUUUAGCCACAUAGUAAGCUAUGAGCAGAGCCCCUGCCUUGCAACCAGCCUUUGUGUACCUAAACCAGAGCAGUGUCAAGUUGAAGUUAAACUACUUACUGGAAAGUCUUUUUUACAGCUGAAGACAUUUUUCUUCAGUCCAGGUAGUUUAAUUUCAACUGGACAUUUUAAUACCUAAGAUGAGCCUACAAAAACAUCCAACCACAGCAGUUGAGUUAAGUUGUGCUUGUGUUCAGCCUCCUGUGCUUUUUUGAUGCCUUCAUGUUUCAUCCCAGUGGAAUGGAUACCCAACCUGGGGCUGAUGGACUGACCAAUUUAUAAAUGACUCAACACUGCCAAUAAGCAAAUAAAGGAGCUCAUUGGACAAUGUAUAAAUGAAAAAUGAGUGUGAACUGUACAGGAGAACAACUGUACUGUACAUGCUUGUCAAUGAUUAUCCAUGCUGAGUUUUUGAAGUGUCAAGAAGUAGAUGGAAAUACCAUAAUGCUAUUUAAUUCUAAAACAUCACUGUUGCCCAGUAUUAGUAAAUCUAUGAUAAAUCACUUUAUAAUGUUUUGAUACCUUCUCUAAUUUGGGCAUCAAGUGACAGAGCAGCUAUGAAAGCAUAUCGUCUGUACAGCUGUCAGCUGCUUUGUAGUAUCUUCUGGAAAAUGAAGAUAACAUUUAGUUUUGUCCAAAAUAGUUUGAAGUGUUGAUAAUGUAGCUUAUGUUAUUGUUAAUGACAAUAACAUUGUCAGUUAUUAUAGUGGAGGUAAACGGGGGUGAUGAUGCUGAUCCUCAGGGGAAAGUGUAAAAAGUGCCAAAUUCAAAGGCUCGAGUAAAGGAUAGGUUCACAUGUUGAGCCAUGCUGGCAGCUUUAGGGGUGGAAAUGUUGCUGUGUCGGUCGGUCCACCAUGAUUAACUGUAAUGACUUUGGUGAACUUUUCAUUUAGCGCCAUCAUCAGGUCAAACUUUUAAUUUGUCCAGAACUCACCAAAACGACCAAAUCUUUACAAACUAAUGACAUUCCCAUCAGCCUCAGCUGUACUUUGGAUUUACUGCCAAUUAGUAAACGUUAAAAUGCUAAUAUGCUAAAACCAUGAUGGUGAACACAUCCUAUAAUAGUGUGUCGUCAUUGUGAGCAUGUUAGCAUUUAGCUUAAAGCACCACUGUGCCUAAGUACAGCAUCACAGAGUUGCAAGCAUGACUGCAGACUCUCUCUGUUGUUUUAAAGGUCCAGUGUGUAGGAUUUAGUGGCACCUUGUGGUGAAGUUGAAAAUUGCAACCAAAUAAAUACUCUUUCAAGCAUGUAAGAAAAACUCUGGUUGGCAAAUUCACAUAAAAAGCAA